GUCUUGCUUUUUCUUAUGUCUUGCUCUGUUUUCUUAUUCAAUGGCACAUUCUGCACUGGUGUGGGACUCAAUCUGAUUGGUUUUCGCGUAGGAGCACUUUUGAAACCCACCCUCUCCACGCAGGUCCAAAGUCAAGGCACACAGUUCUACAACGGAGGAAAAUUACUUACUAAUGAUCUGGACUCGUCCUUGGCCAAUCUCGUGGGCAAUUUACAUUUUGGAGGACCCCCAGCCAAAAAGCCAGAAGUUCAGUGGACUCAUUUGGAGAAGAAAUCAUCUGGAGGCUCCCACUGGCAGACUAAAGCCAUGAACGGCACGGCCCCCUGGAGCCACACACACCUGGCCCCUGCUCCCAUACCGAUGCCGCAGAUGAAUGGAAUGAUUUAUACUGGCUAUGCACCAGCUCCGGUUGCAUUUCCGAUGACAACCCCCCAAGUGCCUGUGUAUGGGAUGAUUCCUCCUCCUGUGGGCCAGAUGGGGUCAGUGCCCCUGAUGGCGCCCCAGCCUGUGAUAUAUAACCAGCCCAUCCUCCGCACCACCAACCCUUUCACCCCAAUCCCUGGAGCUCAGAUGCACUUCAUGUAGCACUGAGGAGCAUGAUGAACUGACACAUACGCCCGAGGAAAAACAUCAACCAAUCCAAAACCAAAAACGGCAAAGCAGACAUGAGAAAUGGUUCAAAUGGCUCGAAGAGAUUGAAGAUUUUCAUGUGGCAUCCCCCCCUGCUCCUUAACCUGUGUGUUUGUAACAUAAUCUCCCUUCAUCCAGCGACAAACGGUCCUCCGUCAUUUUACAUGUUACCUUUAAUUUCUAAGUGUCGAAAUCUAGUGUUUUUAGGCAGCCCUCUUUGAUGAUGUCACUGGCUGAUGCAAGCGGAAUGACAGUGUACAGUGAAUUGCAGUGGAAUGAAACGUUGUCAUGAUGUCAAGCCCCUCCUCCUCCCCCGUUUGGAAAAGUGAUUGUUGUAAUUGUGCACACUUGAAUCAAUGUUUAUAAUGUCUAAAACCAAGCCACGGUUUUGUAUGCACAUUGCCUGAAUAGUGUUUCGAAAUCAAACCACUGUCAAUGUUGAUUGUGCCACAGCGGCUGGCAUCUCGAUUUCUUGAGUCUUGGAGAAAUGUGUACAGGUCACUUUUUCGUACAUUUGUCUCGUCCCUUCAGACAUUUUGGAUUUCACCUUAAAAGUUCAAUUUGUUUCUACAUGACUUGUAAUGCCUCAUUCAGGUAUGGUAAGGUAUGGCUGUUUGGAUUAAAGUCAAAUACUGCAGUAUG
Danio rerio (zebrafish) is the source of this 1272-nucleotide messenger RNA. The record is from RefSeq and is a predicted model, not a curated record. Lineage: Eukaryota; Metazoa; Chordata; Actinopteri; Cypriniformes; Danionidae.